Phragmites australis (common reed) is the source of this 1264-nucleotide messenger RNA. RefSeq lists its product as uncharacterized. The transcript has 6 exons. Gene Ontology annotation, molecular function: oxidoreductase activity. The record is from RefSeq and is a predicted model, not a curated record. Bases 87 to 1070 code for a protein of 327 amino acids. NCBI's taxonomy places the organism in Eukaryota, Viridiplantae, Streptophyta, Magnoliopsida, Poales, Poaceae.
AGCACAGCGGGUGGAGUGGAGCAAUCGGUCAAGCAACCGCAACCGAGCAAGCGGACGCGAGGAGUGAGGCGGCUAGCUGGAGGGAGAUGAGGGCGGUGGUGAUCACGCGCGGAGGCGGGCCGGAGGUGCUGGAGGCGCGGGAGGUGGACGACCCCGCACCGCUGGGCGACGGCGAGGUACUCGUCGAGGUCGCCGCCGCGGGCGUCAACCGCGCCGACACGCUCCAGCGCCACGGCCGCCACCCGCCGCCCGUCGGCGCCUCCCCCUACCCAGGGCUCGAGUGCUCCGGAACCAUCCUCGCGGUCGGGCCCAACGUCCCCUCGCGCUGGGCCGUCGGCGACAAGGUGUGUGCACUGCUAAGCGGUGGCGGGUACGCUGAGAAGUUGGUGGUUCCGGCGGGGCAGCUGCUGCCGGUGCCGGAGGGGGUGUCGCUGACGGACGCAGCCGGCUUGCCCGAGGUGGCUUGCACCGUCUGGUCGACGGUCUUCAUGACCAGCCAACUCUCCCCCGGCGAAUCAUUCCUUAUCCAUGGAGGAUCAAGUGGAAUUGGUACGUUCGCUAUACAGAUCGCGAAGCACCUUGGAAUUAAGGUUUUUGUCACUGCAGGAAGUGAAGAAAAACUAGCAGCCUGCAAAGGUUUAGGUGCCGAUAUAUGCAUAAACUACAAAACUGAAGACUUCGUUGAACGUGUCAAACAGGAAACCAAUGGCAAGGGUGUUGAUGUCAUUCUAGACAAUAUUGGAGGAUUAUAUCUCCAGCGCAAUCUGAACAGCUUAGCUGUUGAUGGUAGACUUUUCAUUAUUGGCUUCCAAGGAGGCGCUGUAGCUGAAGUGAACCUGCAAGCUGUGCUUGCACGGCGCUUGACCAUACAAGCUGCUGGACUGCGCAGCAGAAGCCCUGCAAAUAAAGCUCAGAUCGUCAGCGAGGUGGAAAAGAAUGUGUGGCCUGCCGUUGUGGCUGGUAAGGUGAAGCCGGUGAUUUACAAGACUUUCCCGUUAUCUGAAGCGGCUGAGGCUCAUAAGCUGAUGGAAGCCAGUUCCCACAUUGGCAAGAUACUGCUGCUCCCAUGACUCUGCGUAGUGUUUGCUGUACUACUUUCGGGGGAGCCGGUUUGAACGCAACUGCAACUUCUGUAACGACCUCUAUGUUUCUCUGGCGCGACAUGUGUUUUUCCCUUGUAAAUUUGAUCCUUGAAGUGCUGAUGACAUCCUUCUGUGAACCGUGAUGUAAUAAAUUUGGUGCAUGGACAUAUCAUGCGGCUACA